AUGCGCCCCAUGCCUCGCUGGAUCACUGCGCUCGCCACUCUACCGGGUACCGACGUUGUUCUUAGUGGCAGCUGGGACGGUUUCAUCCGCGCAUGGCGCGUCUCAGAAGAUAAAAAGACCCUUAUCGCUCUGGGUCCCAUCGGUGCAGGCUCACCUGGUACCUUCACACCACCAGACACGCCUUCGCAGCAACUCAAACAGACUCUUGCUCUUGAUGCCACCCCUACGGCUGAUGAAAAAGAGCCAGAGCCUUUGAUUAAGGGUGUCAUCAAUGACAUCGCGGUGUUCGAACGACGCCCUGAAUCUGAUAUGCCUGGUGCUGAAUCAAAAAGGUCCGAGACCGCGCACGAACCUCGUGGUUUGUCUAUCGUCGCCGCUGUCGGCAAGGAGCACCGAUUGGCUCGCUGGAAGUGCUUCACCAACAAUUUCCAUGAAGGCCCCACUUCGGGAGGCCGCAAUUGUGCUGUUGUCUUCGAAGUUCCAUUCGCUACUAAUGACACCGUGAAGGCUGAUGUAUAA
This is a messenger RNA of Penicillium egyptiacum, 519 nucleotides long. The record is from the annotation of a GenBank genome assembly. NCBI's taxonomy places the organism in Eukaryota, Fungi, Ascomycota, Eurotiomycetes, Eurotiales, Aspergillaceae.